Molecule: messenger RNA, 1013 nt
Organism: Aphis gossypii (cotton aphid)
Lineage: Eukaryota; Metazoa; Arthropoda; Insecta; Hemiptera; Aphididae
Exons: 5
Coding region: 408-926 (172 amino acids)
Source: RefSeq, a predicted model, not a curated record
AAAUAAACCCCACUGUUGUUAUAUAUUAUUAUUUUAUAUCAUUAGUACACAAACACACAUCACGAUAAUUUUAACUGCAAUGAUAACUCACCGGAAACUUACAGGGCUUGUAAUAAAGGAAAUGACAGCCUACCACAAAAAUAAGGUAUUUUCGGCAGUAAAUCCUGAAGAUUUUGUUGAUUUUAUAAAUUAUUGUCACCGGCAGACAUUAUCAAAAAAUAUUUGCAGAAUUCUAUAUCAAAUGGAAUUAGAUGACAGCAGUACGAAUGUUUUUAAUAGUUGGUUGAUUCGAAAAACACCACUACUUUCGGUGGUCUUUCCUGAAUAUAAUGAUGGAUAUAGAGAUCGGAAAUCACUCUAUGAGUAUCCACAAUUAAUAUGUAUAAAUAAUAUGUCGUACUAUACUAAUGUAUCUGCAGGCGAAAGCUCUUCAAAUGAUGAUGAAAAAUGAAAGUAGUAUGCUAUCAACACUAUCAUCUUCUUUAAAACCGGUAAAAAUGCAGAAUAAAAAAAGAAAAAAUGAUACUGAACCAAAAGUUAAAAUGUCUAAGGCUGGAAAGCGAACAGAAUCAAUAAAGACGUACAAGGAUGCCUUAGCUAGUGUAAUUUCGAAAGGAAAUAUUGAAGAUAACGUUUCUAACUCAAUAACAUUGACGGAAGGAAAUUACACGUAUACGAUUCGGUGUCCAGUAGCGCCAAAAUGCGAUGACUACUACGUCAUCCAACAUUAUAAAACUAGUGUUAUAAAGGACAUUCCGUCACUUGAAAGAUGGAAACAUUCUGAAGCUAGUGUGAAGUUGUAUACUAGCAAUAACUAUCCUGCUGAUAACGAAAUAUCGAUCAAAAUAAAUGAACUUAUUCGCACAAUUUUAAAUCGAUGUUCAUCGGAUCCAAAACGGAAGAUUGUAAAAAACAGUAAAAAAUAAAAAUGCAAAUAUAUUAUUAUGUAAAAAUUUUUUAUUGGUAGUAUAAAUUAUGACAUUUAAUAAAAUUAUUAAAAUUGAUAAAAUUAA